GUUCUUCACGCCGACGACAAGGUUCCUCACGCUGAGAACAAGGUUCUUCCCGCUGAGGAGAAGGUUCUUCACGCUGAGGACAAGGUUCUUCACGCUGAGGACAGGGGUCUUCACGCUGAGGACAAGGUUCUUCACGCUGAGAACAAGGGUCUUCACGUGGAGGACAAGUUUGUUCACGGCGAGGACAAGGUUCCUCGCGCUCAGGACAAAGUUCUUCAAGCUGAGGACAAGGUUCCUCACGCUGAGGACAAGGUUCUUCACGCGGAGGACAAAGUUCCUCACGCUGAGGACAAGGUUCUUCGCGGUGAGGACAAGGUUCUUCACGCCGAGGACAAACUUCCUCACGCUGAGAACAAGGUUCCUCACGCUGAGGACAAGGUUCCUCACGCUGAGGACAAGGUUCUCACGCUGAGGAGAAGGUUCUUCACGCCGAGGACAAGGUUCCUCACGCUGAGAACAAGGGUCUUCACGUGGAAGACAAGGUUGUUCACGCCGAGGACAAGGUUCCUAGCGCUGAGGACAAAGUUCUUCAAGCUGAGGACAAGGUUCCUCACGUUGAGGACAAGGUUCUUCACGCGGAGGACAAGGUUCCCCUCGCUGAGGACAAGGUUCUUCGCGGUGAGGACAAGGUUUUUCACGCUGGGAACAAGGGUCUUCACGUGGAGGACAAGGUUGUUCACGCCGAGGACAAGGUUCCUCGCGCUGAGGACAAAGUUCUUCAAGCUGAGGACAAGGUUCCUCAUGCUGAGGACAAGGUUUCUCAUGCUGAAGACGAGGUUCCUCAUGCUGAGGACAAGGUUCCUGACGCUGAGGACAAGUUUCCUCACUCUGAGCACAAGGUUCUUCACGCUGAGGACAAGGUUCGUCACCUUAGAACAGGAUUCAUCACGCUGAGGAAAAGGUUCGUCACGCUGAGGACAAGGUUCCUGAUGCUGAGAACAAGGUUCUUCACGUGGACGACAAGGUUUGUCACGCUGAGGACAAAGUUCUUCUUUAAAAAAAUUAUAUUUUGUAUGGAGUGAGAGGAAGGGCGCAUGACUGGUUUAGGUCCUAUCUGUCUAAUCGUACCCAGUAUUGUCAAGUUAAUGGCGAACUGUCUGAACCACGAACAAUAAUUACUGGUAUUCCGCAGGGCUCAAUUCUUGGACCCUUACUCUUUCUUGUUUACAUAAAUGACUUGCCAAAUUGCUUAAAAAGUGCGGAUUGUGACAUGUUUGCCGAUGAUACUCAAUUAGGAACGGCAAAUAAGGAUGUCAAAGUAAUUUUUGAAACGUUAAAUGAUGACCUAGCAAAUAUUUCAGUUUGGAUGGCGGCCAACAAGCUGAGCCUGAACAAAAGCAAAACUGAAUAUAUGUUUAUUGGAUCACAUCAAAAACUUAAACAGUGUAACUCCGAAUUGCAAAUAAAAAUUGGAGAUACACCUAUUCAACGAGUAACCGUUACUAAAUCACUGGGUAUGAUGGUAGAUGAGACCUUAACCUAG
Molecule: messenger RNA, 1483 nt
Organism: Paramuricea clavata
Lineage: Eukaryota; Metazoa; Cnidaria; Anthozoa; Malacalcyonacea; Plexauridae
Source: the annotation of a GenBank genome assembly